UAUCAGUGCCACCUCCUUCUCCUGCUAUAUAGUUGUUGAGUUACAACUGAUAAUGAACCAGUUCUGUGAAGAGGAUUUUACUUCUGGCAACCUUUCCCAACAACGAAUAAAAGGUUGUUAUACAAUGAGGAGACAUCCGGGGACUUGGUGGACUGCCAUUUUCUUUGCCCUGCUCUUUAGUGAUCUCAGCUUGGUCAAGGCCAAAGGUACAAGGCAGAGGAACAAGUCAAAUAGAAAAAGCCUACAAACCAAUCGAGCCAACCCAACCACAGCCCAGCCUUCUGAAGUACUCCAGGGGGCUUUCAUCAGGCAAGGCAGAAAGCUUUCCAUCGACUUUGGGGAGGAGGGCAAUAGCUACUAUGAGGACCAUUACCAACUGUUCCCUGAUGGGAUCCAUUAUAUUGGGUGUGCUGAGUCCAACAUAACGAAGGAUGUCUUCAUCAGCAACUGUGUGAAUGCCACAUACACAGCCAACAAGCUAGAGCCUCCAGAAGAAAAAAAUGCAAGUGAUAUUCACUACAGGGUGCUGGAGCAAUUAAUAAAGGAAUUAUGUGCCCUCAAGCACUGUGAAUUUGGGACAGGAGCUGGCCUUCGACCUUCUUUAGACCAAUCCGUUAUGGUCUACGUGGUAAUUCUGGUUUGCUUUAUAGUAAAAUAAACAAGCGCACAGCCUAACGAAGAGAGAUGGUAAGCAAGCCAGUCACAGGAAAAGACCUAGUUAUCUCAGGCCCCCUUC
Messenger RNA from Dromiciops gliroides (monito del monte), 736 nucleotides. It is a transcript of the gene PRND, whose product is annotated as prion like protein doppel. The coding region runs from base 53 to 658 and encodes 201 amino acids. Gene Ontology annotation, biological process: protein homooligomerization; intracellular copper ion homeostasis. The record is from RefSeq and is a predicted model, not a curated record. Gene Ontology annotation, molecular function: copper ion binding. The transcript has 2 exons. Gene Ontology annotation, cellular component: membrane. NCBI's taxonomy places the organism in Eukaryota, Metazoa, Chordata, Mammalia, Microbiotheria, Microbiotheriidae.